UCAAGGAUCCGACUUUACGGCAGGUAUAAACCGUUUUCAGGUAUAAAGGUCUCAGCUGGUAGACAUCCUCGUUUAAAGCUCAGUCUACCUGUAAUGAGGACCACUCGUGUCUGAUGGCCAUGAUGAAGCUGCUGCUGCUGAUCGGACUGGCGUCCCUAACCGCCGCGCACUCUAUACCUCGUGUUCAAGAUGUACAUGAGGUCUAUCCGAACGGAGAGGAUGUGAAUCCCCUGAUGAAUCUGGGUUCAAAGGACAACUUGGUAGAGGGGGACAUCCUGCUACCGGAAGGUCGAAACGCGCUGGUGGAUACACGCUACAGAUGGAAGUUUCCUAUCCCCUACAUCCUUGGAGACGACCUCGACCUGAACGCGAAGGGCUGCGUCCACCAGGCCUUCGAGAUGUACCGCCUCAAGUCCUGCGUGGACUUCAAGCCCUACGAGGGAGAGAAGACCUUCAUCAAGUUUGAGAAGAGAGGCGGGUGCUUCUCCAGCGUGGGUGACCAGCAGAACGGGCAGAUCCUGUCCCUGGGUGACGGCUGCGACCACAAGGCCGUGAUCGAGCACGAGCUGCUGCACGCACUGGGCUUCUACCACGAGCAGUCCCGGACGGACCGCGACGACUACGUGGACAUCUGGCUGGACCAGGUCAUCCCAGGAAUGGAGCACAACUUCAACAAGUACAACGACGACUUCAUCACGGACCAGAACACGGCGUACGACUACGAGUCCAUCAUGCACUACCGGCCGUUCUCCUUCAACAAGAACGACUCGGCCCCCACGGUCACCACCAAGAUCCCCGCCUUCUUCAACAUCAUCGGCCAGUACCUGGACUUCAGCCGCCUGGACGUGCUCCGGCUCAACCGCAUGUACAACUGCUCCGGCCCCCUCACCCUAUUGGACCAGUGUGCCUUCGAGACGGACAGCGUGUGCGGGAUGAUCCAGAGCCCCUCGGACGACGCAGACUGGGUCCACACCGCCAGCCGGCCGGGGGCGGAGGACCACACCCUGAUGGGCCGCUGCAGAGACGCCGGUCACUUCAUGUACUUCGACACGUCGUCGGGCCCCCCCCAGACCUCCGCCCUGCUGGAGUCCCGGACCCUCUACCCCCGCAGGAAGGGCCAGUGCCUGCAGUUCUUCUACAAGAUGACCGGAGACCCCCAGGACCGCCUGGUGGUCUGGCUCAGGGAGGACGACGGCACCGGCACCAUCCGCAAGAUGAGGAAGGUCCACACCUUCCACGCCGACUCCGACCACUCCUGGAAGAUCGCUCACGUGUCCGUGGCGUCGACGGUGAAGUUCCGCUACUCGCUCCAGGCGGUGCGGGGCGGGGCCGCGGCCGCGGCGGGUGGCGUGUUUGUGGACGACGUGGCGCUGACGGAGACGGCGUGCCCCGCCGCCGUCUGGCGGAUCCAGAACUUCUCCCGCAUCAUGGAGGGGCCGGACGCCACCAUCCCCAUCAACAGCCCGCCCUUCUACAGCCCCGAGGGGUACGCCUUCGGCGUGCAAGUCGUACCGCGCUCCACUUACAGUGACUACAGCGGCGACUACACCGGGCUGUACUUCCACCUGGUCAGCGGCGACAACGACGUGGUGAUGGACUGGCCGGCCGUCAACCGGCAGGCCCGACUGGUGGUGAUGGACCAGGACCCCGACGUCACCCAGAGGAUGUCCACCGCACGCAGCCUCACCACCGACAUGAAGACCAUGGCCGACGGGAGGCUGAUGUGGGACGAACCGUCCAAGGUGGGCACGCUGGACCCGGCGUGCGGAUGCUACCGCGGGCCGUCCUGGGGGUGGAGAAACUUUGUGAAGCACUUCGACCUGCGGCGCCGUAGCUACCUGAAGAACGACGACCUCAUCAUCCUCUUGGACUUUGAGGACAUAACGUCCCUGGUGAAUACAGAGGUCCCCAUCCAGCCCAUGGCGGUCUAGGAGAUCCUAGAAUUGUUUCUGUGGCAGCGAAACCAGACGUGUUGCUCUCGGACACACAACACACAAAUAAUGUGAAUCUAUAGACCAAUCAUUUCUUUCAAUACAUCUACAAAGGCAAAUCAUGUGCAUACAUGUGUACUGUUUCAGUGGGAUCCGGGCCUAGAAACAUGAUGGCUCUGGGUCUAGAAACAUGAUGGCUCUGGGUCCAGAAACAGGAUGUGGAGCUGAGUCAAGAUGGAUCUGAACUCCUGAAUCUGAACCUAAAAUGUCUUGUUUUUCUUCUCCUGGUGGAGAAUGAGGAGGGUUGAUGUGUUACUACAGAGUUAUGUGUUCUCUCCACUGAUUAAACAUCAAUAAAGGGUUAAUGAUU
Gadus morhua (Atlantic cod) is the source of this 2301-nucleotide messenger RNA. RefSeq names its product meprin A, alpha (PABA peptide hydrolase), tandem duplicate 1 (gene mep1a.1). Gene Ontology annotation, biological process: proteolysis. Gene Ontology annotation, molecular function: protein binding; zinc ion binding; metalloendopeptidase activity. The coding region runs from base 114 to 1931 and encodes 605 amino acids. Gene Ontology annotation, cellular component: membrane. The record is from RefSeq and is a predicted model, not a curated record. Lineage: Eukaryota; Metazoa; Chordata; Actinopteri; Gadiformes; Gadidae. The transcript is spliced from 14 exons.